AUGCAGGCCCCAGUGGUGGUGAUGAACACCAAUACUGGUGACAGGCAGGUCGGCCGCAAGGCACAGCUUUCCAAUAUCACCGCCGCGAAGACCGUUGCGGAUAUCAUUCGGUCGUGUCUUGGUCCCAAGGCUAUGUUGAAGAUGCUUUUGGAUCCUAUGGGAGGUAUCGUUUUGACCAACGACGGUCAUGCUAUUCUGCGUGAGAUCGAGGUGUCGCACCCCGCCGCCAAGAGCAUGAUUGAGCUCAGUCGCACCCAGGAUGAGGAGGUCGGAGAUGGAACUACCACUGUGAUCAUCUUAGCCGGUGAAAUGCUGGCCCAGGCCCUUCCUCAGCUCGAGCGCAACAUCCACCCUGUCGUAAUCAUUCAGGCCUUCAAGCGUGCUUUGGCGGAUGCACUGGCCAUUGUGGAGGAGGUUUCGCUACCCGUGGAUAUUGACGACGACAAGGCGAUGUAUACGUUGAUCCAGUCUUCUAUUGGCACAAAGUUCGUUUCUCGGUGGUCGGAAUUGAUGUGCAACCUUGCCCUGAAGGCGGUCCGGACUGUCUCGUUCGAUGUCGGUGGCGGAAAGAGAGAGGUCGACAUCAAGCGGUAUGCUCGUAUCGAAAAGAUUCCCGGCGGACAGAUCGAAGACAGCGAGGUUAUUGAUGGUGUGAUGAUCAACAAGGACAUUACACACCCUAAGAUGCGGAGAAGGAUAGAGAACCCUCGAAUCAUCCUGCUCGAUUGCCCGUUGGAAUAUAAGAAGGGCGAGUCUCAGACAAACAUCGAGAUCACUAAGGAGGAUGACUGGAACCGUAUUCUCGAGAUUGAGGAGGAGCAAGUCAAGCACAUGUGUGAUGCCAUUCUGGCCUUGAAACCCGACAUUGUUUUUACUGAGAAGGGUGUCUCAGAUCUCGCUCAGCACUUCUUGAUGAAGGCCAACGUGACAGCUAUCCGCCGAGUAAGAAAGACGGACAACAACCGUAUCGCCAGAGCUACCGGUGCCACAAUUGUGAACCGUGUCGAUGACCUCCAGGAGUCCGAUGUGGGAACGCAAUGCGGACUUUUCGAGAUUGAGAAGAUUGGCGAUGAAUACUUCACCUUCCUUAGGAAAUGCCAGAACCCCAAGGCAUGCACGAUUCUGCUGCGCGGUCCUUCCAAGGACAUUCUGAACGAGAUUGAGCGCAACCUCCAGGAUGCCAUGUCCGUUGCCAGAAACGUUAUUUUCCACCCACGACUGUGCCCCGGUGGUGGAGCCAUCGAGAUGGCAGUGUCAGUCAGACUGAGCCAGCUGGCAAAGUCUAUCGAAGGUGUCCAGCAGUGGCCCUACAAGGCCGUGGCCGACGCCAUGGAAGUCAUUCCUCGCACAUUAGCACAGAACGCCGGCGCCAGCCCUAUCCGUGUUCUUACUCGCUUGAGAGCCAAGCACGUUGAGGGCCAGUACACAUGGGGUCUCGAUGGAGAUUCGGGUAACCUGGUCGACAUGAAGGAAUACGGCGUCUGGGAGCCCGAGGCGGUCAAGCUUCAGAGCAUCAAGACAGCAGUCGAGUCCGCAUGCCUUCUGCUCCGUGUUGAUGACAUCUGCAGCGCCAAGUCCGCGCAACAGGCCGGUGCUAAUAUGGGUGGUGGAGAGGAAUAG
Molecule: messenger RNA, 1620 nt
Organism: Aspergillus clavatus NRRL 1
Lineage: Eukaryota; Fungi; Ascomycota; Eurotiomycetes; Eurotiales; Aspergillaceae
Product: chaperonin-containing T-complex subunit CCT3
Exons: 6
Coding region: 1-1620 (539 amino acids)
Biological process (GO): protein folding
Cellular component (GO): chaperonin-containing T-complex
Molecular function (GO): ATP binding; ATP-dependent protein folding chaperone; ATP hydrolysis activity
Source: RefSeq, a predicted model, not a curated record